Solea solea (common sole) is the source of this 5123-nucleotide messenger RNA. It is a transcript of the gene unc5cb, whose product is annotated as unc-5 netrin receptor Cb. Gene Ontology annotation, molecular function: protein binding; netrin receptor activity. Bases 479 to 3352 code for a protein of 957 amino acids. Gene Ontology annotation, biological process: netrin-activated signaling pathway. Lineage: Eukaryota; Metazoa; Chordata; Actinopteri; Pleuronectiformes; Soleidae. The transcript has 17 exons. The record is from RefSeq and is a predicted model, not a curated record. Gene Ontology annotation, cellular component: membrane.
CUUCCUCCAGCUCAGUCCCGUCAGUGGAGCGCGAGGCGCGGCACACGCACACACACCGCUCACACACACUCACUCUCCGACACGCGUGAAAGGUGUCACACACACCCAGAGAGAAAGAGGAGAGACUCACCGGAGGACUUUGAUUUCGGACUGGAGCAUGAAUUUGCCAUCAAGCCGUCGCUCCACACUUCUUGACAAACCAAGUGAGGCUUCCACGGGAAACGCAGACGGACGCAGGUUUUAAAUGCAACAUCUUACCUUGCGGAGGGCGAUGCGCGCGACUCUUAAUCCAUAAACUGCCACAGUUUUGUAUGUUUGCAAAAAAGACGCCGAGCGCAGCCUGGAUAUAUCUCCCGCAGAUCUGUUGUUUGCGCUCUUGGAGGAGACAAGGGGGCUGAAUAUUUGGACGCUGCGUGCAUUUGAGCGCAAUAUCUCAGAGACUGGGACUCGCGUCGGAGCCGAGUUUUGACUCCUCAUCAUGGGGUUCGGCGCGCGGACUGACAGAGAGGGAGGAAGAGGAGUGCAGAGAUCUGCUCCUGAGAUGAUGCUCGUGUCCUGGCUUUUCCUCUUUCUCCUGCUGGAUGUCGGAGUGGCUCAAGUUGAGGAUGACUUCAUCGGUCUCGGUGAACUGCCGGAAACCUUCCCAUCAGACCCCCCGGAGCCCCUGCCUGUGUUUUUGAUGGAACCAGAGGAGGCCUACAUUGUCAAGAACAAGCCGGUCAACUUGUACUGCAAAGCCACGCCCGCCACCCAGAUCUACUUCAAGUGCAACAGCGAGUGGGUUCACCAGAAGGAGCACACCGUGGAGGAGCGGGUUGAUGAGAACUCUGGCUUGGUGGUGAGGGAGGCCAGCAUAGAGAUCACUCGGCAGCAGGUGGAGGAGCUGUUUGGGCCGGAGGACUUCUGGUGUCAGUGUGUGGCCUGGAGCUCGGCGGGGACCACCAAGAGCCGCAAAGCCUUCGUCCGCAUCGCUUACUUGAGGAAGACGUUCGACCAAGAACCGCUGGGGAAGGAAGUGUCACUUGAACAGGAAGUGUUGCUCCAGUGUCGUCCACCUGAAGGCAUACCAGCUGCUGAGGUGGAGUGGCUAAAGAACGAGGAAGUGAUCGAUCCGGCGGACGACAGGAACUUCUACAUCACCAUCGACCACAAUCUCAUCAUCAAACAGGCCCGCCUGUCCGACACCGCCAACUACACCUGUGUCGCGAAGAACAUCGUGGCCAAGAGACGCAGCACCACCGCCACCGUUAUCGUCUACGUGAAUGGUGGUUGGUCAACGUGGACAGAAUGGUCAGUGUGCAACAGCCGCUGUGGCCGUGGUUACCAGAAGCGCACGCGCAGCUGCACCAACCCAGCGCCACUCAACGGCGGCGCCAUCUGUGAAGGACAAGGCAUCCAGAAGCUGGCGUGUAAUCCUCUCUGCCCAGUGGAUGGCCUGUGGACAGAGUGGAGUAAGUGGUCCACCUGUGGGACAGAGUGCACACACUGGCGGAGGCGAGAAUGCGGCGCUCCGGCACCCAAAAAUGGGGGGAAGGACUGUGAGGGCAUGGUACUCCAGUCCAAGAACUGCACCGAUGGGCUGUGCAUGCAGAGUUCCUUAUUUCAGAAGUCCUCUGAGGCCAAAGACAAGGGUGAUUUGGGAAAUUCAUUGGCGCCCAGUACAGAUGACGUAGCUCUGUAUGUGGGGAUCGUCAUCGCCGUGAUCAUGUGCCUGGUCAUCUCUGUCGUCGUGGCGCUCUUCAUCUACAGGAAGAACCACCGGGACUUCGACUCCGACAUCAUCGAUUCCUCGGCCCUCAACGGCGGCUUCCAGCCAGUCAGCAUCAAGACUGCCCGCAAAGCAGAACUCCUAACGGCACCCCCUGACCUGACCUCAGCGGCCGCCAUGUACCGCGGCCCCGUCUACGCCCUCCACGACGUCGCCGACAAGAUCCCCAUGACCAAUUCUCCUCUGCUGGACCCUCUUCCCAACCUGAAGAUUAAGGUGUAUAACUCGUCAGGUUUAGUGACACCACAGGACGACCUGGGAGGGGAGUUUUCCUCUAAAUUGUCACCUAAGCUGCCUCACUGCCUCCUGGACAACAGUGACAGCACCAUGGGGCGUCGCAUGCAGACCCAGACGCUGCUCCGCACCAGGGACCCAUCCUGCACCGCUCUGGGUUCCUUCAGCUCCCAGGGGGGGCACCUCAUUGUGCCAAACUCAGGGGUGAGUCUGCUAAUUCCAGCUGGAGCCAUUCCUCAGGGCAGAGUGUAUGAGAUGUAUGUGACGGUUCAGAGGAAGGACAUCAUGAGGCCCGUGGUGGAUGAUGGCCAAACAGUCCUGAGCCCUGUGGUGAGCUGCGGGCCACCUGGGGCCCUGUUGACUCGGCCCGUCAUCAUCACCAUGCACCACUGCGCGGUGUUUGACGGCCAACAGGACUGGCUGAUCCAGCUCAAGAACCAGUCACCGCACAACCAGUGGGAGGAUGUCGUCGUGGUUGGCGAAGAGAACUUCACGACGCCGUGCUACAUCCAAAUGGACGACGAGUCCUGCCACAUCCUGACCGAGACGCUGGGCACCUACUGCCUCGUGGGCCAGACUCUCAGCGCUGCCACCACCAAGCGCCUCAAACUCGCCAUCUUCGGCCCCGUCACCUGCCCCGCCAUGGAGUAUCACAUCAGGGUCUACUGCCUGGACGACACGCAGGACGCACUCAAGGAAGUGCUGCAAAUGGAGAAGCAGAUGGGUGGAAAGUUGCUGGAUGAACCAAAGACACUCAACUUUAAAGACAGUACUCACAACCUGAGACUUUCCAUCCACGAUGUCCCCCACACACUGUGGAAGAGCAAGCUAUUGGCCAAGUACCAGGAGCUUUCCUUUCAGCAGGUGUGGAGCGGUGCACAGAGGAACGUCCACUGCUGCUUCACCCUGGAGCGCUUUUCUGUCGGCACGGUGGACCUGGCCUGUAAGAUAUGUGUGCGCCAAGUGGAGGGAGAAGGACAGAUUUUUCAGCUGGACACCACACUGUCAGAGGAUUCCCAGAAUAUUGACACGUCCCUGCUGGACCCUGCCAGUAACAUCACCACACUAGUUGGGCCCAAUGCCUUCCGCAUCCCUGUCUCCGUCCGGCAGAAGUUGUGUGGCAGCCUGGAUGCGCCGCAGAACAGGGGCAAUGACUGGAGAAUGUUGGCCCACAAACUUAACGUUGACAGGUAUCUUAACUACUUUGCCACCAAAUCCAGUCCUACAGGAGUGAUACUGGAUCUGUGGGAAGCCCAGCAUUUUCCCGAUGGCAAUCUCAGCCGCCUCGCUCAGGUACUUGAGGAGAUGGGACGUCACGACAGCCUUGUUCCCGCGAUGACUGAGCACUGACAUCUGCCCGCCAGGGAAUGUGAAAUUCCAGGGAGGAAGAAGAAGACAUAAAAGGCAAAAAAACAAGAGCUGGAAAAAGCCCGAACGCAGCAGAGUCAUUUGGCAUCACAGUUGACAAGUGCACACACACAUACACACACACACUUUCAGACACUGUGUGUGCAUGUGGUGGUGGUGGUGGUGGUGGUACACUCAAAGAAAUAAGAAGAUAAAAACAGCUAGGUCUACUCAGCCAUGACCCAGUUAAACAUUGGCAACAAAGGGUGUAUAAACUUGGGAGGGUAAACAAGAAUCUGUGCCAGUCAUUUCUCUCUGGCUGAUCCUCUCUCUCUCUGGUAGAACAACUUGAUAUUUUUGGCUCUGGUUUCCUUGGAAUAGCGAUGAGCGGAUGUAUGUGGAUGAUGCCAUCGACCGUCAGCCAACAGUCUUUGAGUGCCGACACAUUACCAGGGGUCAAAGGAUCCAAAGGAGCAUGGCUUUGUUCAGAGGGGGGAAAAAAAAGCACCUCUCACCCUCUGGAAAACUGGUCUCCAUAGCAACUCCAUGGAGUAUGUGUUCUGUGAUAACAUAGUAUUUAAUAUGUCUAUUUAUACAUAUCAUUCUUUUUUGUUGUUGUUGUUGUUGUUGUUUUUGUGCUGCCUCUUAGGGAAUACUGUGUAGUGUCCUCACAUUUUUUUUUUCUUCUUUCAUUAUGUUUGAUUGUGUCAUAGCACCCCCUGGUGGACUCUUGCAGUUAUGACUCAUCCUGUCAGCCACACAUGUACAUGUACAGAAGAUGAUGUAACCAUUUACCAUUUUAGUGUUGCUUUUGUUACUAAUAUUAUUAUUGUUUAUUAUUAUUAUUAUUAUUAUUAUUAUUAUUUGUUACGUAGAUUUCUUUUCAAGUACGUUUGCUUCUUUUGUUGCACGUCUUCAAAAAUAUUCUUUUGAUAUUCUGAAUUUUUCCUAAUCAGGUCAUUUUUGGCUAACUCCACCAGUACUUUUAAACGGAAGGCAAUCACACAUUGUGUUCUGAAACUGACAAGUGACGGUUUGUAUGUGGUGCGAGAUUCACGAACGAGACCAGGCAGGAGACGAGAGGCAGGCGCUGUUGAGGAGUCGAUCAAAUAAUGUAUAUUUUUAUAGGACCAAUGCAACUGAAUACAACUGCUUUGUACCAAAAAUUGACAUACAGUGUAUGAGAUUAAAUUUAAUAUACACAGUGAUCAUCCUAAUGUCAAAUGUCAUUUCAAAAAAAAAAAAGAAAAAAGAGAGAGACUUUUCCUUUUGUUUGUUCUGAACUGAAUGACUCGUCUGCAGUGUUUGGGGCGAAUCACGUGGAUUUUGUGUGGUUGUGCGUUCACGUACGGACGCCGCUGAUUUCACACUGACUGUGCGUAAAGGUCACUUACGUAGUUUUCAAAUGCAUUUGCAAAUGCAGACAUUUCAUUUGAUUUAGCAGCACUUGUGAUCCCUUUUUUUCAAGUGGUUUUAAUCGAUCGCAGUUGUCCCAGUUUUCUCCGUAAAGCCGUCUAUGCAAACGUUGCAUCUGCUGUUUUUUUUUUAAACAAUCCUCAGUGGACGAACUUCUGCAUUCCCUAGUUAUUGUUCAGAUUCAUGAUCAUCAUUAUUAUUAUUAUUAUUAUUACUGUUGUGUAGUGAGAAUGUAGCCUGUCUGUCUCCGGCACUCACAGUGUACUUCGCGAAUGCUUGCAUUGUCAUCUGUCAAGUGACUGUACAAAGUGUAAGAAAGAAUUUUUAAAGACUAAUAAUAAAUUAUAUUUAUAUGCAA